AAAAUACCUACCAGUGUUUAUAAGGGUUUGGUAUGAGUGGAGUGAAUGGUCUUGUGAUGAUCAGUGGGAGCGGUUGGUCUCUGAGAUGUAGGAUGUGCGUGACUCCAGCGGAAACUCUUCCUCUUGUUCUUCUCCUCACAGCUCUCAGUGCUCCUCAACUUCAACUCUUCUCUUACCCUUUUUCUUCACCGAUGGGUUUAUUUGUCUGUCAUUAUAAGACCUUCAUUUCGUCUGGAGAUUUGACCUCGUAAAAGUGAGUCUGUGGGGAAAAUCGCCGGAUGCGUUGGACAAGUGUCAUAUGCUCUGUACAUACCGUAAUUUUGUUGAUGGAGAGGAUUUCGAAUGACAGCCGGCACAGUGGUCAUCACAGGUGGAAUUUUAGCAGCAGUCAUCUUGCUGACCAUCGUCACAGUUCUAUGUUACUGUAGGCUGCAGUACUACUGCUGUAGAAGAGACGAGUUGGAGGAGGAGGAGGAUGAGGAGGAGGCCAACAUUGCCAAGUCAUCUCCAACUCCGCUGCGCCACCUGAGUCUACCAGAGAGUCCACUGAGUCUCCAACACUUCCCCGAAUACGCCUCUUCCAGUCAGCUGCUCAUGACUGCAGAGCCCUUUGAGGCCAACGGACCGCUCAGCUUUCCUCCAUACAACCCCAGAACGCCCUACAAGACGCCCCGCUCCUACACGUUCUGUCCGUCCUGCUCGGGGUACCUGCCGCUUUACAUGAGCCCGCAGGAGAGUCUGCGAAACGGAGGAGGCCGGAUCAGCUACAGGACUCUGCAGCAGGAGGAGCUGGAGCUGCCCAUGGACACGCCGAGCCUCCACAAACUCAACCUGCUCCGCUCGCUCACCAUGCAGGAGGUGUUGACCCCUCACAGCGUCAGCACAGAUGUGUAGCCGCUUCAGGGUUGUGUGCUUCACAUUCGUUAGGCUGCUUUGUUUUAUUACAUCCAACACAUCCACUCGCUUGACCUGUCAGGCAGGUAUUCAUGUACUACACCAGGGGUGCUCAACCCUGUUCCUGGAGAUCUACCCUGAACAAACACAACUAAACCAACGAAGUAGGAUCUGAAUUCUGAGUAAUUGAAGAUUAAUUCGAGUAAUUGAAGAACGGCGUGUUUGCUCAAGGUUGAAGCUGAACUCUGAAGGAAGGUAGAUCUCCAGGAACAGGGUUGAACACCCCUGUAUUGUUUGAACACCCAUUUUGGUCUUUGAUUCUUAUUGGUUGAUUCAUGUUCAAAGCUGUUUUAAACACUCUACAAGCACCUAUGUAAACCAGUUCCUUGGCAACUAUCUGAUUAGCAGCACUGAGCCAAAGAAAUGGUUUGAUUUGCUUUGUUUUAGAUUGUGAUAUAGUUAUUUUAUAAAAGCAAUAAAUCCUAUGAUGGGCGGCGCGGUGGUGCAGUGGGUAGCACCAUUGCCUCACAACAAGAAGGUUGCCGGUUCGAGCCUCGGCUGGGUCAGU
Messenger RNA from Danio rerio (zebrafish), 1462 nucleotides. Lineage: Eukaryota; Metazoa; Chordata; Actinopteri; Cypriniformes; Danionidae. The record is from RefSeq and is a predicted model, not a curated record.